Molecule: messenger RNA, 2124 nt
Organism: Nerophis lumbriciformis (worm pipefish)
Lineage: Eukaryota; Metazoa; Chordata; Actinopteri; Syngnathiformes; Syngnathidae
Source: RefSeq, a predicted model, not a curated record
AUGACCGAGCGUGAUGUCUUCCAGAGCAAUAAACUUGAAAAGCCGGAGGUGAGCGAUAACGUCAAGGUAGUGGUGCGAUGUCGUCCGCUGAACCAAAAAGAGAAGGCGAUGUGCCACAAACAGGCCGUGGCCGUGGACGAGAAUCGUGGCACCAUCACGGUCAACAAGCUGGAGACCCAACAGGAGCCGCCCAAAACAUUCACCUUUGACACAGUGUUUGGACCGGAAAGCAAACAGCUGGAUGUCUACAACCUCACAGCCCGGCCCAUUGUUGACUCUGUGCUGGCUGGAUACAAUGGCACAAUCUUUGCCUAUGGACAAACUGGGACUGGGAAGACCUUCACAAUGGAAGGCGUACGAGCAGUGCCAGAGCUACGAGGGAUUAUCCCAAACUCUUUUGCCCAUAUUUUUGGUCACAUUGCCAAAGCAGAAGGGGACACUAGGUUUUUGGUUCAUGUAUCAUACCUAGAGAUUUAUAAUGAAGAAGUACGUGACUUAUUGGCCAAGGAUCAGACACAAAGAUUGGAGGUCAAAGAAAGACCCGAUGUUGGCGUAUAUAUCAAAGAUCUUUCUGGCUAUGUGGCAAACAAUGCUGAUGACAUGGACAGGAUCAUGACUUUGGGCAACAAAAACCGUUCUGUGGGUGCCACAAAUAUGAAUGAGCACAGCUCCAGAUCCCACGCCAUCUUCACCAUCACCAUCGAGUGUAGUGAGAAGGGUGUGGAUGGAAACCAGCAUGUGCGAAUGGGAAAACUUCAUCUGGUUGAUCUUGCAGGUUCAGAAAGACAGGGUAAAACAGGGGCCACAGGCCAGCGCCUCAAGGAAGCAACAAAGAUUAAUCUGUCACUCUCUACGCUGGGUAACGUCAUCUCGGCUCUGGUGGAUGGCAAGAGCACCCAUGUGCCCUACAGGAACUCUAAACUAACCCGCCUAUUACAGGAUUCACUCGGCGGGAACUCUAAGACUUUGAUGUGUGCAAAUAUAGGCCCCGCAGACUAUAACUAUGAUGAGACCAUCAGUACCCUACGCUAUGCUAACAGGGCCAAAAACAUUAAGAACAAAGCCAGAAUCAAUGAGGACCCCAAGGAAGCUCUUCUGCGCAAGUUUCAGAAGGAGAUUGAGGAUCUGAAGAAGAAACUUGAAGAAGGUGAGGAAAUCUCUGGUUCAGAGGGCAGCGGGUCUGACGAGCUAGAUGAAGCAGAUGAAGAAGGAGGGGACGCUGGACAAGUACGCAGGCGACGAAGAGGGAAAAAAAAGGUUUCACCAGAAAAAAUGGUGGAGAUGCAGGCCAAGAUUGAAGAGGAGCGAAAGGCUUUGGAGACAAAGCUGGACAUGGAGGAAGAGGAGAGGAACAAGGCAAAAGCUGAACUGGAGAAGAGGGAGAAAGAUCUUUUGAAAGCACAGCAGGAGCAUCACCUUCUGCGUGAGAAAUUGUCAGCCUUGGAGAAGAAGGUGAUUGUAGGGGGUGUUGACCUUCUGGCGAAGGCUGAGGAGCAGGAGAAGCUUCUGGAGGAAUCGAACAGUGAGUUGGAAGAACGCCGCCAGAGGGCUGAGCACCUUCGCAAGGAGCUGGAGGUUAAAGAGCAAGAGCGUCUGGACAUUGAGGAGAAGUACACAAGUCUUCAGGAGGAGGCCCAAGGGAAGACCAAGAAACUGAAAAAAGUGUGGACCAUGCUGAUAGCUGCCAAAUCUGAGCUGGCAGAUUUGCAACAAGAGCAUCACCGAGAGAUUGAGGGCCUCCUCGAGAACAUUCGUCAACUGAGCCGGGAAUUGCGUCUCCAAAUGCUGAUCAUCGACAACUUUAUUCCUCCAGAAUACCAGGAGAUGAUUGAAAACUAUGUACACUGGAAUGAAGACAUUGGCGAGUGGCAACUGAAAUGCGUGGCCUUCACUGGCAACAAUAUGCGAAAGCAGACACCUGCUCCAGGCAAAAAAGAAAAAGAUCCGUUUGAGGUGGACCUGUCAUAUGUGUAUUUGGCCUACACUGAGGAGAGCAUGCAACAGUCACUGAUGAAACUAGAGAGGCCCAAAACCUCUAAAAGUAGCAAGAGCGGUCGGCCCAAGACUGGUCGCAGGAAAAGAUCAGCAAAAGCAGAGCUGGCCGUCGAGUCCCCUCUGCAGUGA